Messenger RNA from Austrofundulus limnaeus, 2576 nucleotides. Its product is annotated as photoreceptor outer segment membrane glycoprotein 2. The record is from RefSeq and is a predicted model, not a curated record. Gene Ontology annotation, biological process: visual perception. Gene Ontology annotation, cellular component: plasma membrane. The transcript is spliced from 4 exons. NCBI's taxonomy places the organism in Eukaryota, Metazoa, Chordata, Actinopteri, Cyprinodontiformes, Rivulidae. The coding region runs from base 800 to 1888 and encodes 362 amino acids.
ACUUCAUGGCUGAAACUGUGGCAGAGCCCAUCCUGCCAGAGGAUGACGGGUGGUCCGAUUGAACCCAGAGGAGGCUGAGGGAUGAAAAUGAAGUGAGCACAUGCUGGUUCUGUCUUUGGACUUGCAGAGUGACUAAAAUAUCUCUUUAAGCUCCUUAUGGCUCUCUACUAGCAGCUUCGACUGCUCCUCUUCCUCACUCGUCCUGAAGGCCUCCCUGAAGCCAGACCUCUGAGUGUGUCGACCCCUGUGGACCAGAUGCAAGACCUUUGCCUUGGGUUUUUAUUCUUGGAUGGGUUCUGUAUGCGGGAGUGGAGUUGUUUUUAUCUGGAUCUGGACUCAGAAGACAAACGAUGCUGGACUCUGUGAAGAGCGAUGGUCCUGAUUGGUGCAGAUUUGUUUGCACGACUAAAACUGACCUGGAACGGACGUCACACUGUCAAAAAGACACCAAGAUUUAAAACUUCCUGUUUCGUGGUGCCUUCAGUUUUACUUGUAUUGAAACAAGAAUGUAUUCAUGACUAAUAAAAAAGCUGUAGCCUUAAAAACUGAAAUUUUGGCAAAACUGGAAGAACUUGGAACAAAAUUUAGGUCGACAACAAGGACCUGAUACCACUUUAGCCUUUAAAAUCACAUCCAAGAGAAAGAUUCAGACAUUUUGUUUGGUGAAACCAAACCUCUGGAGAUGUUCACCAUUCAGCACCUAGUGGUGAUAAUCAGUACUGCAGUGUGAGGAGCUUUAAAAGUUGGACCAUGUCUGCCUCUCCCUGGAUGUAGGAAACUCAAACCCUGGAGUGCCAGCAUGGCGGUCGGUAAGGUGACCUUCACCAAGGCUGAGAGAAAAAAGCUGGCUGAGGUCCUCUGGCUGCUCAACUGGAUCUCCGUGGUGACGGGAGCUAUCCUUUUCGGCAUGGGUAUUUUCCUCAAAGUGGAGAUCCAGAAGUGGCAGGAAGUGAUGUCAGAGCAGGGGAUCCUCUACGUGCCACACAUGCUCAUCACCACAGGACUGGCUGCCUGCGGCAUCAACUACCUCGGCAGUAAGAUCUGCCUGGACUGUGCGGACACCAACAAGUUCCUGCGCUGGAAGCUGGUGAUGAUGCCCUACAUCGUCUGCACCUUCUUCUUCACUGCCUGCGUCCUGGCGGGGGCGCUCCUGUGCUACAGCAUCCGCAGCCAGCUGGAGGAGUCCCUGUACUUGGGCCUGAGGAAUGCCAUGCGCUUUUAUAAGGACACGGACACGCCGGGGCGAUGCUACCUGAAGAGGACCCUGGACCUGCUGCAGAUCCAGUUCCAGUGCUGCGGGAACACUGGCUAUAGGGACUGGUUCCAGGUCCAGUGGAUCAGCAGCCGCUUCCUGGACAUGACCAACAGCAAUGUAGUGGACCGCCUGAGGAGUAACAUGGAGGGGAAGUACCUGAUGGACAGCGUUCCCUUCAGCUGCUGCAGCACCCUAUCCCCCCGGCCCUGUGUCCAGCACCAGCUCAGCGGCCUCUCCGAGGACUUCGGCUACAAUGAGCAAAACCAGCAGCUGAACCUGUGGAGGAGAGGCUGCAGACAGGCCCUGCUGGACCACUACACCGGCAUCAUGCAGUCCAUCGGCCUCACCGUGCUCCUCAUCUGGCUCUUUGAGCUGUUGGUUCURACUGGAGUCCGGUACCUGCAGACGGCCAUGGAGAACGUCAUCCGGCUGGGGGACCCGGACUCAGAGUCAGAGGGGUGGAUUCUUGAGAAAAGUCUGGCAGAAACGGCCUGCUACAACUUCGACAUCAUCAAGAACCUGGGGAAGUGCUACCAGGUGGACGACGACCCCAACAUCAACAUCCCCACGGCGGCUGCUGAGCAGGAAGUGCCGUCCCAGCAGGUCCAGGCCCAGGUCCGUGGGUCCAGCUGACAACCUGACUCAUUCAUCCUGAAGAAAAACAAACAAAACAAACUCUUGGUUUAAUAAAGUCCAGCUGAUGGACCCUAAAAGUUCUGCCUUCAGAAAAAAGAUAAAUGAACUGUUUUUUUAAAAGGAAAAUACCUUUAUAAAACAAAACCAGAUUUAUUCUGGUUUAUAACUGUGCUUUAUUAAAAUAUCAAAACCUUCUAAUAAAGGUGCUACAGUCCGAUGAUGUCAUCAGGGACCAGAAACAGCUGAGAUGAGACGAGGACGCUUCAGUCUGGAUUAGAGACGAAUGUUGACAGACGACGGUGCAGCCAAUUCUCUGAUGAAAAUCAUUGUUUUCUUUAAAAGAUCUGUUUUUUUGUGAUGUUUGUUGGUUUUGUGUACAACACUAAAUUUUAUGAAACGCAGUGAAAUCCAUGUUCUGUCAGGUGAAAACCAAACAAAACUUCAAGAACUGAAAACAAAUCAGAGAUGAUGACAAGAAACCGAGAAUCUUCAAGCUGCAGUUUCUAACACUGGACUAGGACAAAUUAAUUAAUCAAAACAAUAAUUUUAUUUUCACUGAGACCAACAGGAUUUGGUUCAGUCUGUAAAGAUGAUCUUUCAGAUGUAAAACCAGUUUCAGUACAAUCACUGAAAAUCUCGUUUUGAUUCACAAAAAAUAAUCUGAAAUAAAAUCUUGAUGCCUUUU